AUGCUUCUGCGCAGUUUCUGUCUGGCUCUUCUCAUUCUUGCUACCGUCGUUUUGUGCCAGAAUGAACUAAAAGAGGAGAAGCGGCGAAUAGGUAUGACGAUUCUCAUCUUGUUGUUGCCCAUGAAUGACCACUUAGCAUUCAGGACUUCGCCUGCCAAACUUCCUCCGUUACAAAGACCCGGAGGCUCCGAUAGUUCAGAAACGAAGAAUCGGACUGCGAUUGCCGAACAUGCUGAAAUUUAAGGACGCGAGCAGCAUGUAUCAUUUGGAGAAGCGACGUAUGGGCAUGCGACUCCCCAACAUCAUUUUCUUGCGCAACGAAAAGAAGAACGUUCUUGAGUACUAA
Messenger RNA from Caenorhabditis sp. 36 PRJEB53466, 346 nucleotides. NCBI's taxonomy places the organism in Eukaryota, Metazoa, Nematoda, Chromadorea, Rhabditida, Rhabditidae. The record is from the annotation of a GenBank genome assembly.